CGUCAAACAUGCAUUGCUCUGCAUGAGAUAGUGGCGUAGUUACUUAUUUUUAAUUUUUUUAAACGAAACUUUGAUAGUCUGUUACACUGUUAAAGAGGGACAGUGUUGAUAUUGAUAUGGAAUAAGAUCAGUUGCUGAAAAAUUGUGAUUGAUUCCAUUUGGACGGCGUUGCUUUAUAAUGGUGUAAGGAUAUGUUAUCUGGAUACAAACUUUUCUUCAGCAAGUUUGGGAGAGAAAUGAAUCUCGAAAUGACGGAGGCGAAGUUCUUUCGAAUGUUGAUUUUGAUGAUAGCGAUUCAUAGUGUACACAUGCAAGACGCCGGCACUGCGGGACAGUCCUGUGUUGAUAAUUCGCAGCCGCCAUCAACUACCUACUGGACAGAUUGGUACUCAACGGAAGACUCUUUAACCGAUACCGGCGAGCAGGAAGAUUUUUUUAAGGUAUGCACAUCAAUCCAGGAGACCGAGUGCCGUGAAAGGUUCACCCAUCGUAGUCUUGACGAAACAGGCCUGUCUUUUACUAAAGGAUGUGAUAACGGCGUGCUACUCUGUGAAAACUCGGGAAGAUCUGGAACCGGUCAGGUCUGCGUCGACAUGGAGAUGAGACUAAAGUGUGCAGUCCCUGAAGAUCCGCUGCCAGAACCCGACUUUCAGUGGUCGCUGAACGAGUUGGAUAGCGGGAACACUCGGGGAGCAGUCAGACCAUGGAAAUGCUGGGACGAGCCACUUGUGCAACUUGUCACCCCUAUUAAAGGAAGCAUAUUCGGUUAUGUAGACGGGUAA
This is a messenger RNA of Lytechinus pictus (painted urchin), 782 nucleotides long. RefSeq lists its product as uncharacterized. Bases 192 to 782 code for a protein of 196 amino acids. NCBI's taxonomy places the organism in Eukaryota, Metazoa, Echinodermata, Echinoidea, Temnopleuroida, Toxopneustidae. The record is from RefSeq and is a predicted model, not a curated record. The transcript is spliced from 5 exons.